CCCCUCUCCUCUGGCAUCCCGUCCUCUGAAGCGUGGCUUUUGGAAUUUCUAGCAGUUUGAACUUUUACCUUUUUUGGGGGGGGGGGGAAGUGGAAGACUUUGUAACUCUUUUGCAAAGGAGUAUUAUUUAGAACUUGUGUCUGAUAUUUCCUGACGUUCCUUUGAAAAGCCACAGUACCAUUUGUGAACCAGUUGAAAAGGUGCUCAGGUGCUGACCCAUUGUCCGUUAUCUCGGACAUCUGUGGCCUCCGCGACAACAGCAUUUGACCAACUGGACAUUCCUUCUUAGUUUUCAUUCACGCCAAAGCUGUCCAGCCGGACCCUUCAUCUGACGCUAUGCAGGUGUCGUUGGUGUGUACGGACCACCGGGGCGUUAACCGGAGCACGGAGGAAAGACUGAACCGGCAGAAUGCCAACAGCCCCAACAUGAGCACCAAGAGCAAGUUCCGAGCCGUGGCCAUGGUUGCCCGCAGCCUUGGCCAGCUGUCAGUCCAGAACAUGCCCUCCUCCAGCGACCAGAGCAUACGCACCGGCAUGAAAUAUAGAAACCUGGGCAAGUCUGGACUGAGGGUGUCCUGUCUGGGAUUAGGCACAUGGGUUACCUUUGGCGGUCAGAUCACAGAUGAGGUGGCCGAGGAGCUGAUGACAUUGGCAUACGAGAACGGGAUCAAUCUGUUUGACACAGCAGAGGUCUAUGCUGCAGGGAAGGCUGAGGUUGUUUUGGGGAAUAUCAUUAAGAAGAAAGGAUGGAGACGGUCCAGUUUGGUCAUCACUACCAAAAUCUUCUGGGGAGGAAAAGCAGAAACUGAAAGAGGGUUGUCGAGAAAACACAUUAUUGAAGGUUUAAGAGCAUCACUAGAGAGACUUCAGCUAGAAUAUGUGGAUGUAGUCUUUGCCAACAGACCAGACCCCAACACACCUAUGGAAGGAGACCCAUUUUACACAUCAAAGUCCAGAACAUUCAUCAUAGAAGAGACUGUACGAGCAAUGACCCAUGUGAUCAACCAGGGGAUGGCCAUGUAUUGGGGCACCUCACGGUGGAGCUCCAUGGAAAUCAUGGAGGCGUACUCUGUGGCACGGCAGUUCAACUUGAUCCCGCCCAUCUGCGAGCAGGCAGAGUACCACAUGUUCCAGAGAGAGAAGGUAGAGGUGCAGCUCCCAGAGCUCUUCCAUAAGAUAGGUGUAGGUGCGAUGACGUGGUCCCCAUUAGCUUGUGGUAUCAUCUCAGGGAAGUACGACAGCGGGGUACCCCCGUACUCACGGGCCUCGCUUAAGGGUUACCAGUGGAUGAAGGAAAAGAUCCUGAGUGAGGAGGGGCGUCGUCAGCAGGCGAAGCUGAAAGAGCUGCAGGCCAUCGCAGAGCGACUGGGCUGCACUUUGCCCCAGCUCGCUAUCGCUUGGUGUCUGAGGAAUGAAGGAGUAAGCUCUGUUUUGUUGGGAGCAUCCAGCGUAGACCAGCUGAUGGAAAAUAUAGGAGCAAUACAGGUUCUUCCAAAGUUGUCCUCCUCCAUUGCGCAUGAGGUGGACAGUAUCCUAGGCAACAAGCCCUACAGUAAAAAGGAUUACAGAUCCUAGAGUUCGACUGUUGAUGGACGGAGCUCCAGGCUGCCUAUUCCUGUCUUCGCCCCAGCUUCUUUUGAAUGAAACAGCAGGAAACAUAUAGCCAUUGAACAGGGUGGGAAUGUCUAUUAGAAUAUGCAGAAAUCUUUCUCUCUCCCAACCCCAGACACAGAGCAGAAGUGGGGUACUCUCUGUACCAUUGGAUUAAGCAGAUAUGUUUGUUUAAUUAUUUCAUUUGGCUUCUUUACAAGACAAUUUGAUUCAUUGUAAAGCAGGGGUUUAAAUGCACUUCAUGAAAGUAUUUAACAAUGAAGUAUAGUAUAUAUAUAUCCAAGAAAGGUUUUCAAAAGUUAUUUGCUGUAGUUCCUCAACAGUCAAUCUAGCACUUUAGACCAAGGCAGGAAGUUAUUUUCAUAUUAAACCAAAGCUUUUUAAACUGCACCAUGAAAAAUCCAUAGAUAACAAAAUGUGUGGCAAUGCACUAUUCUGUAUAGUAAAUUGUAUUUGGCCAUGUGCCUACAUAGGGUGCAGAUUAAAAAAGAAGUACUGUAAGUAUCAUGUAGUAUGCAUAUCAUGCAUCCAGAAAAUGAUUCAUUCAAGCAUGGGUAUGCUUUGAUAUUUAAUGCACAUACAGUCCACAACAUCCAUUGAAGUGUUGUAGUGACAGUUUCAACUGUUUCAACAUUUGGCCUGCCAUAGCCUCCCUUUCCUGUUACACGUGGCUGCUUUUACAGGUGUGUGUCUAGUUUCAUUCUUACCUAGUGGUAAUGUCAUAAAAUAGCUCAAAUACAUGAAACUGAAAAUAAAACCACCCCAUUGGAAAGGGUAAUGUUGAAACCCUACCACUGACUGAAAUGGUCUGAUAGUGAUGUGUCCUGUUUUGUCAUUCUAUCCCCACUGUUCCAUCUCUUAGUGUCCAGCGCACGCUCCACGACUCACCCUAAGAUUGUGGACCAACUAACAGUGUGCUACAGUGUUGUCUUUCACAGAGCACGUAGUGAGCACAUUCUUGCCUCAAUAACUCUUGUCACUUUCUAUAAAAAACUGUGUAUCGGGUACUUGCAUGUGCAAUUUAGUUUUUCAACAUUUACUGUAUCCAAAAGUGCAGAUUUUGAUUCCUUGUGAAGUUUCCAUACAUUGGUACAGUCCCAUUAUUUGUUGUAGUUUCAACAACAACAAAAUCUAAUCAAGACACAAAAUGAUAGAUGGAUGAGAGAAAGAAAUGUAUGCUGUUGGUAAUUCAUUUACAGCAGUUAGGUAUGUAUGUGUGUGUCUGUGUGUGUGUGUUUAGCUCCCUGUAGAGUUUCUGUUACUGCUAUAACCGGACAUGAAAACAGUUCACACCGCCAAAGCCAAAGAUAAUACAAAUUCCCUUUAUAAUGUACGUACCGCCCCUAACAGGCUACUUGUGCAUACAAAACUACAUGUGAAAUUGAAAAAGUUGAAAUUUGCAACAAGUUGGUUGUGAAAGACUUUGUGUUUAAGAUGAAAGCAUUCACUACAGUGUAUAUGGCCAAAAUGAUGUGGACACCUGCUUGUCAAACCUGUAAUUCCGAAAUCAUGGGUAUUGAUAGGCAUUUGGUCCCCACGUUGUUUCUACAUCUGUCUCCACUCGUCUGGGAAGGCUUUUCAGUAGAUGUUGUAACAUGGAUAGGGGAUAUGCUUCCAUUCAGUAACAAGUUCAUAUAGGUCUCCACAUACUUUGGGCCAUACAGUGUAUGUGUUCAUCUGAUUUACAUCUGUUGAGUGCAUUGUGUGUGGUUCCCGUUUUCAUGAGGACGGGAACCAAUCAUGGGAUUUUUCUGAUUGAGGUUGAUCACGCUUACGUGAUAUUGUUCAAAUAAAUGAACAAUUCUUUAGUAUUAUUCUCUCUUCUGGUAGUUUAACACAUACAGUAUAUGACAAUAAACUGACUAUGUCAUGUUGUGGACAGUACUCACUAACUUGUACUGUAUCUACACAACCUGAUCCAUGUCCCACUCAAUUUUAAAAUUACCUCAUUUAAAAGGACAUUUUGCAAAGUGGGAAACCAAUGAAUAUGGAUUGGAGACUGACAACACAAAUCUGCCGCAUUUUCUAAAGGCUAUGGAAAAGCAAGCAUGGAUGUCAUACUGCUUGACCUCUGCCAAUAGUAAUGUUGUACCAAGUACUGCAGAAGGUACCUUGUUAUCACAUCCUCACUAAACAACUAGUUUGGAAUUGAUCUAUAGUUACCAAAUAUUUACCAAGUAAAAAGAAGAAAAUAAGCAUUUUAACAAUAUUGUUACCCAUUUUGAUAGUAAAAUAGUUGCCAUUCCAAUUCACCAGCUCCAGACAGAAAUGAGCUGACCACUGGGCCUCAGGUGCUGUAUGAACAUUCUGAUUAGGCCUUUAGGCUAGCUGAGCUUACUGUUCAACUGAGAGGUUAAAACCAUGCACUCAACUGUUGGAACUAGUUUGUGGAAUGGUACACAACUCAAAUGUAGCACCGUCGCUAUUGUAGUGUUGAUACAAGAUCAGUCCUUUUUGGACCACUCAUUUUUGGGGCAUGGCAUAGCCGUCUUAUUUAUCUUACGUGCAAAUGUUUGAUACAGUUUGUCCAACAGACCUAUAACUUACAGUAUGAAAUCUUGUUGAAGGUGGUACUGUUACUGAUCGCCUUGUAGUCAAAAACCCUCUUUGCUCUCAGCAAAGCUCAAAACCGAGUUACACAAAGUGAGCGUGUGUGCCUGCGUGCAUAUGUAUGCCCUUGUGUAUUAUAUGGCUGGUGUGUGCCAUGUUUUGUGUUGAGUAUACUGUAGUAACGGAAACUGGUAGGGCAACAGUUCUAUUUGUUGCAUGUUGCAUUUUUCAAAACCACUACUCAUUGCCCUGGUCUGUGGAGUUCAGAGGCAUGUUGAUGAUGAUGACCACUAUGUCACAGAAAUAUAAAAGAUUCAAGAAACACUAAGAUUUUGACAUGUAUAACCAUAUAAACAAUUUCUGUUAAGUAAAGGUUUCAUGUGUGUCUUCCACAUUAACUGAACAACAUGUGUUUGUCCUAAAUGACCAUACACCAUCCUUUACUGAUCAAGGCAGCUGAAGCAUCGUGACACACAAACAAUCACUGAAGAUAAGAGUAAACGUAAUAAAUGAAAUGUAGAAUGCUACUGCUUUUCAUAAACUGUACUGAUGGUAAACUGUAUC
Molecule: messenger RNA, 4725 nt
Organism: Hypomesus transpacificus
Lineage: Eukaryota; Metazoa; Chordata; Actinopteri; Osmeriformes; Osmeridae
Product: voltage-gated potassium channel subunit beta-2-like
Exons: 15
Coding region: 337-1575 (412 amino acids)
Biological process (GO): potassium ion transport; regulation of potassium ion transmembrane transport; regulation of action potential
Cellular component (GO): cytoplasm; juxtaparanode region of axon; voltage-gated potassium channel complex
Molecular function (GO): voltage-gated potassium channel activity; transmembrane transporter binding; potassium channel regulator activity
Source: RefSeq, a predicted model, not a curated record